Messenger RNA from Sabethes cyaneus, 2679 nucleotides. RefSeq names its product protein borderless (gene bdl). Gene Ontology annotation, biological process: homophilic cell-cell adhesion; dendrite self-avoidance; axon guidance. Lineage: Eukaryota; Metazoa; Arthropoda; Insecta; Diptera; Culicidae. Gene Ontology annotation, cellular component: plasma membrane; axon. Gene Ontology annotation, molecular function: cell-cell adhesion mediator activity. The record is from RefSeq and is a predicted model, not a curated record.
CGGUAGAGAACUUGCGUUUAUUCGACGAACGAACCCGUCUUAAGAUAUCUGUUGGACAUCUGUUUGACUUUUAGUUUUUUUUUAUUCAAUGUGAAGUGAUUUUUUGAGCCAAAUUUAAUGCGCAUAUCUGACGUGAAAAGCUAGUUUCAUGCCGCACAUUGAAUCACACUGCGAAGAAUGCAGAGAGCUGGAACGCUGAUGCGUUGUGUGUCAGAACAAGUGAAUAAACGCAGUGAGAUCGUUAGGAAACUACGCAGAAAUAGUCUGUUGACUUCAAUCAAAAUCGUUCGCACUAAGAAGUAAACCGAUAUAACGAAGUAGUUUUGUACACCGUUUAGAUGUAGAACGAGUGUAAUUUACAAAACUCAAUCCCGAGGAAUUGCUUAAUCCAACAAGUGUUCAAUAGUUGCGCGUAAAUCUUAUUCGAAACCUAUCACCAGAUUGAAGUGUGUUCAGACCGAGUGACCAUAUUAAUGUUUAAUUAGAGAUCAGAAAAGGUUUUGGUAACAAUGCAUCUAAUCAUCAGCUGCAGCAUAGGAUUUCGGAAAAUUCUUCCACCUUUACUAUUAAUCAUCGCCCUGUUUGGAUUACCUGCAACCUUUGGUUAUCUGGAGGAGCGGCCGCCCGUCUAUCUGGAGGCCAAAGUGGGUUCCUACGUUAUCCUGAACUGCCCGGUAGAUUUUCCGAAGAACGAUCCUAUCCCGUACGUGUUACACUGGAACAAAGAUAACCGCCCGGUAUUUACGUUGUACGAUGGAAAAUUAAACCCCUAUGAAACAUUCAUCGGGCGCGUGACGCUACUCAACAACGACAUGGUGUACGGUAAAGCGUCUCUUAAUUUAACAUCAAUCCGCGAAAGCGAUAAUGGUUGGUACGAAUGCAAAGUUAUUUUUCCAAACCGGGUGCCGAACAAGCGAAACAACGGAACGUGGUUCCACAUUUCUGUGCUAGGCGGAACGCUGCUGAAGAUACCUCCCGUCAAUCAGACGGUAAUGGAGGGUGAUCCUGCAUUUUUCCAUUGUAUGGCCCAGAAUCCUGAAACGAUGUUUAUCGAGUGGUACAAGGAUAACGUUUCACUGUUGCAAAUGUACGAUCUUCUACACCGAUCGAAUUUUGGCCCAGACGGAAGCCUAACGAUUAACCCAACACAAAUGAGUGACUUAGGAUUCUUCAAGUGCGAAGUGCGCAAUACUAUGAACGAUACCCAAGACGCAACCGCUUUUCUCAAUGUGCAAUAUAAAGCUAAAGUUAUUUACGCUCCAAAAGAGGUUUACUUACCAUUUGGAGAACCUGCCGUACUAGACUGUCACUUCCGUUCGAACCCACCGUUGACUAAUCUACGAUGGGAGAAGGACGGUUUCUUGUUUGACCCAUACAACGUGCAGGGGGUAUUCUAUAAACGAAACGGAAGUAUUUAUUUCGAAAAAGUUGACGACUCACACGCCGGCCGGUAUUCGUGCACUCCGUACAACGAUCUCGGUACGGAUGGACCAUCGCCGAGCAUCAACGUAAUCGUGCAGAGGCCGCCCGUCAUCGUAAUGAAACCGAAGUUGCUCUACGUGACCAAAAUUGGUGGUACGGUCGAGAUGCAUUGUGAUGCGAAGGAUCGGGACGGGACGCAUACGCCUCCCAUUUCUUGGAUUAAGAAAGACGGAAGUCUAUUACCCCAUCCCCAUGGUCGUUACCAGCAGAAUGGAGGAAACCUCACGAUCGAAGAUAUCGUAGAGUCAGAUCGUGGAAUCUAUGCAUGUCAAGCAACGAAUGAAGCUGCAACUAUAUCAGCUGAUGCGGAAAUAAUGAUAGAAAACGUCUCACCAAGGGCUCCGUAUAACCUGACAGGAAAUAGCUCUGACACAGCCAUCACACUUCGAUGGGCUCCUGGCUACAUCCGUCAGUAUCUUGAGUACAUCAUCUGGUAUCGGUUAGCAGAGGCUCCGGAGUGGCGAACAUUCAAGGUGAGCAAUAAACACGUGCUAGAGGCUACGAUCACUAAUCUGCAACCGGCUAAAGAGUACGAGUUCAUGGUGUUGUGCCAGGAUAACUAUGGCGACGGAAUGUUCAGCAAGGCAUUUAGAUAUUUCACAAAGCCCAAGGAAUUUGAGCAACCGGAAACAUUCCAGGAUACACUUUUGCAGUUUAAUCAGAUUGGUUCUCCGAUCAAUUUAACGAUCGAAAAGCGAAACAAUAAUUACGAAGCACGUUGGCAACCUCCGGAACUGGGUCUGGAUCAGCUACGCUACUAUAUUCUCCGCUGGUGGAUAGAGCCUCAGCAUAAACUGCAUGGAAGUGUGUCUACUCCCGAUGUCACCUAUGUUCUUGAUGAUCUGGACGAAGAUGAGUUAUACACAUUCCAGGUGUUCGCUGUAUCCACCACCAACUACACCAGUGGAAGUAACGAAGUUGAAAUUUACAUGUACCCGUACCGAAGGGUAAAGGUCAUCACCGUUAGUGGAGUAUUGAUCCUGCUUGUCUGCCUGGCAGUGAUAAGCUCUCUGCUUUACAUGAAGCGCAACCGGAUCAAAAAACUACGUGAAGCAGAGAACGUAAAAAUAUGAGUGCUUGCAUUGGGUAACGGUUUGAACCGAUCAUAAAGAUUAUGCCAAAGAAAUUUUGUUGUUCAUAAAUUUUAGUGUUAGCGAAGUGUCUGAAUAAUAAAUUAAGCCUUAAGUAGUGUCUCGU